CGUAUCUGUCAUCCGCGAGGCCGAACUGCUUUCCAGCUCUCUUUUUCGCGUGUGCGACUAGGUUCGCCAUUUGUGUGUUUGCGAUUAAUCGCUUUUGUCGUCGGGAAAUUCCGUCGUUAAACCUACGGGAAGUGCUUGAAACUAGACUAAACAGCACCAGAAACCACCAUGCCGAAGAAUAAGGGAAAGGGAGGAAAGAACCGUCGUCGCGGUAAGAACGAAAACGAAUCGGAAAAGCGUGAGCUGAUCUUCAAGGAAGACGAACAGGAAUACGCACAGGUCACAAAAAUGCUCGGCAAUGGCAGGCUGGAGGCGAUGUGCUUCGACGGUGUCAAGCGAUUGUGUCACAUCAGAGGCAAGCUCCGGAAAAAGGUCUGGAUCAACCAGGGCGACAUCAUCCUCAUCGGCUUGCGCGACUACCAGGACUCGAAAGCGGACGUCAUCCUCAAGUAUACCCCGGAUGAGGCGCGAAAUCUCAAGACCUACGGUGAGUUCCCAGAGUCGGUCCGCAUCAACGACACAGUCACAUUCGUCGACAACGACCUGGACGACGAUAUCGAGUUCGGUGACGAGUACAGCUCCGAGGAAGAGGUGGACGCCGUGGAUGCUAUUUGAUCGGUCACCGCCAAAACCGCCACCAGUAGCAGCAGCAAAAGCAGUUAAACAGCAGAAAAAUUCCGAUUGUUUCGUGACUUGUUCAGUAUAAAAUAUUACACUCAGACAUAUUUAACAGCGAUGAGGGGGAUGAGAAACGGUAUGCAGUUGCAGGUAAAAUCCUUCUAUAAUCUAGAUUGGUUCAGCUGUCCAGUUGAAACACAACAGCCACAACUGGGUUAGUAUGUUAUAUAACACUUCAACAACCACUUUAUGGAGUAGGAGUAUCAAAAUUAUUAAAUGAGACAGGCAAAUAUAUUCAUAUGCAUUGUUUUAUUUUAUUUAGAUGCAUUGUCAUUGAACCUGAAAAUCGUUUUUGGCUUUCGAGCCACAAACUAAUUGAGAGAGAAACACCCGUUAAUUAACUAUGUCUUUUUUUUCUAGAUUUAAAAUGUUUUGUAGGUAUUUUUCCGUUGCUAGGAUCAAGUGUGUAAAGAGUCACUUAUUUUCACGUUGCAACCAAUCUGAUAGGUGUUAGUUUCACUUUUGCUUCCAAAUUGCGUUAAUGUAAAGUUUUUUUUUUCUUGACCACACAAAGGUAAAAUUGAAGAAUGAAUAGAAACCCCCAUUGCACGCUGUUGUAUCCGAUAUGUGUAUCACACGGAGUGAAUUUGAACUGAACGCCAACCAGCAUCCUAAGGGUAGAGACAACACGAUUGGUGUUCAAACACGUGAUAAUGUAUCGUAUGCAUAAAUAUAAUACCUAAUUGUUUAUAUAGUGAAAAGGAGGAGAAACGGAAGCAAAAACACAAUACGAGUAGGAGGAGGGAAGAAAACAAGGAAAA
This is a messenger RNA of Aedes aegypti (yellow fever mosquito), 1439 nucleotides long. It is a transcript of the gene eIF1A, whose product is annotated as eukaryotic translation initiation factor 1A, X-chromosomal. Lineage: Eukaryota; Metazoa; Arthropoda; Insecta; Diptera; Culicidae. Gene Ontology annotation, cellular component: cytoplasm. The transcript is spliced from 2 exons. Gene Ontology annotation, molecular function: translation initiation factor activity; RNA binding. The record is from RefSeq and is a predicted model, not a curated record. Bases 169 to 615 code for a protein of 148 amino acids. Gene Ontology annotation, biological process: translational initiation.